Messenger RNA from Nicrophorus vespilloides, 2011 nucleotides. RefSeq lists its product as uncharacterized. The record is from RefSeq and is a predicted model, not a curated record. Bases 63 to 1982 code for a protein of 639 amino acids. The transcript has 10 exons. NCBI's taxonomy places the organism in Eukaryota, Metazoa, Arthropoda, Insecta, Coleoptera, Silphidae.
UGUCGUUAUUUAUUUGAAUUUCUUAAUUUAUAUUUGUUAAUUGUUAUCGAAGUUAAUUAAGAAUGGAACUGCAGGAGGAUAUUGUGAAAUGGGCAGAGAAGAUGGGAUACCAGAACAGAAUGCCAGAUAAUCUUAAAAAUAUUUGUAAUGCUUCAACAGUGGGCAUUUGGGCCCAGAUCAUUGAAAGGGUAAGGCCUCAACAAGAGAUCGAACAUGUCAGGAAGAAUUUGGUGAUACAUGCUUUAAAAAGUGAUGGGAAUCGAAAGAGAUCAAAAGUGAGAUUAGAUUUUCCUAUACAGGAAGUUGAUGUGUAUUUUAAGAAACAAGAACUCGAGAAGGAGCUUGUUAAAAAGCAGCUGGAGUUUCAGGAAAGAGAGAGGAGUUUGGAGAAAUUGGUUCAGCAACAUAAAUUAUUAUAUUUGAAGUUUGAAAGUGUGGAGAAAACAGUGGAGGAGAGUAAUCAAAAACGAUUUUUGUAUGAAAACAGAGUUGAAGUUUUGGAGAAGAAAAUUGAAGGUAUUGAGAAUAAGUUGAUACAGUGGCGUAAUUUAACACCUGUUGAGGGUGAAAUAGUUUCAAAUCCAGAUGUCACUGAAGAUUUAAAGCAAUGUUGUUUAAAGUUGGAACAGUUAACUAAUAAGAAUGCAAUAGUCGAUUUACCAAUUUGCGCUUUUGAUACACCGAAAUCUGCUAAGAAAUUCAGUAGUUUUUUAUACCCGAGAUCAGCAUCGAAGGCGUUCAAUUUGGAUGAGGAAUUGAAUAACCGCACUCUAGUUGAAACCCAAUUGGAAAAGGAUUUGGAAAUUGUUAAGAGAGAAAAGUCUAUAGUUGAAUGCACGGAAAACGUACUUUGCAAUUACAACAGGAAACUGAUUUGGAACACCUUAAGAGGAUUGCAGGACGAUCUUAGAUUUGAUCUGAAAAAGUUCGUGGAUUCAUCAGAAAAUCAGCACAGCAGUGAUUUUAGAGCAAACAACACGAAGCAAAGCAAAAUGCCCGAAAUGCAUACAAUACACAUUAAAAAAGAGUUUGCUGCAAUGAAAUGCUCGUUCAACGCUCAAAUUUUGAGAAGGAAGAUCCAUAAAAAGAUGGAGGAAAUAUUUUGUUCUUUGAAGAGCGAAACUGUAAAUGAAGCUGUGAUGGAUGAAGUGAAAACUUCGAUUUCUUUGAAAAUGGAAGAGGUAAGUCUGAAUAAUACGUUGGCUUCGCUGAACGCUUCUCUCGUCGAAUUGAGAGCGGUGAUGAAUAACGAGAAUGAUUUGAUUUUCGUGCAAGAGAACAUCCACAAGUUGCACAGCGUUUUGGAAGUUAAUGUGAACAAAGUGAUUUAUAAAUUGAGGCUAUUCGAUUAUCUGAAGAGAGCUAUGGAUCGCUGCAAAAUGGAUACGUAUCUUCAAGUGAAAAAGUUAAUCAGAUACACGGAAAACUUUGGGUGGAUGGAACCACUCGGAGAAGAAGCUAUAAUGGAUGAAAUAAAAGCCUUCAGCUCGUUCCCGUUAAAUCACAAUAAGCAAUUUAAGUUUACCCAAAAAUCAGGAAAUCCUGUUUAUUAUCGAAACAAAUCCAAUCGCUUGGCUUUCGAUGAAGAUUUAGAUGCGAAUUCGGCUUCGAUGAUUGUUGCGAUUUUGGAUAAUCCCGCUUUCAUUCCAGAAGUUAUUCUUUUAGGUUUUCUUAAAAUUAAAAAGAAGAUGGAAGCUGUCGACAAAUUCCAUAAAAUCAACGUGGAUUGUGCACAUUCUAAUUACACGUUCGAGCAAUUGCAGAAACAGGAGAGUUACAUCGAUUACGCAAUUGAUAAAUUCUGGUAUUUGGUUGGGCCGUGCGAUAGGAAAAAGAGCCUCAGCGUUGCUAAAAUGGAAGAACUGAUGAAGCUGUGGACGGAGAUGCCUGUAAAAGACUUUCUGUCUGAUAAGAAACUGUUCAACGGUGAAAAUUAUAAAUAUUACGAAGCAAUGUACGAUAGUUUUUAUAAUCAAUUAUAAUACAGUUUAUCACUUGUAAUUUACGACUU